Molecule: messenger RNA, 1559 nt
Organism: Prunus avium (sweet cherry)
Lineage: Eukaryota; Viridiplantae; Streptophyta; Magnoliopsida; Rosales; Rosaceae
Product: serpin-ZX
Molecular function (GO): serine-type endopeptidase inhibitor activity
Source: RefSeq, a predicted model, not a curated record
AUUCGUUUACACCGGUAACCGACUACCGACUACCGACUACCGACGACCGACACGGAGACUUCUACAUGCUAAGAAGCCCUUCCGUCUCUUUAAGGCUGGAAACAAUCGCAAUUUUAUCCGAUCAAACGCACAGCAACAAUGGAUCUAAGAGAAAGCAUCCGCAACCAGAACGACGUAGCUUUGGGACUGACCAAGAAGCUACUUCAGACUGAGGGCAAGGAAUCGAACCUGGUCUACUCGCCGCUGUCCAUCCACGUGGUGCUUAGCCUGAUCGCGGCCGGGUCGAAGGGCCCCACCCAGGACCAGCUCCUCUCCUUCCUCAAGUUCAAGUCCGCCGAUCACCUCAACACCUUCGCCGCCGAGCUCGUCUCCGUCAUCUUCUCCGACGGGUCCCCCAGCGGUGGGCCCCGCUUGUCAUUUGCGAAUGGCAUUUGGGUCGACGGGUCUCUCCCUCUCAAGCCUUCUUUCAAGCAGGUGGUGGACACUGCUUACAAGGCAGCUCUCUCCCAAGUCGAUUUUCAGACCAAUGCUGCUGAAGUGGCCUCUGGAGUGAAUUCAUGGGCUGAAAAGGAGACUAAUGGCCUUAUCAAGGAGAUACUUCCUCCCGGGUCAGUUGACAGCUCAACCAGGCUCAUCUUUGCAAAUGCAUUAUACUUCAAAGGAGCUUGGAACGAGAAGUUUGAUGCAUCAACAACAAAAGAGCAUGACUUUCACCUUCUCGACGGGAGCACAGUUAAGGCACCCUUCAUGACCAGCAAGAAGAAGCAGUUUGUAAGUUCCUACGAUGGUUUCACAGUCUUAGGACUUCCCUACAAACAAGGUGAAGACAAGCGGCGUUUCUCCAUGCACGUCUUUCUUCCAGAGGCAAAAGAUGGGCUGCCAUCUUUGGUUGAGAAACUCGGUUCUGAGUCCGGGUUUUUGGAUCGCCAUCUUCCCAAGCAACAAGUUGAAGUGGGUGACUUCAAACUCCCAAAGUUUAAGAUCUCUUUCGGGUUUGAAGCUUCCAAUGUUCUGAAGGGUCUAGGAGUGGUGUUGCCUUUCAGUGGUGGAGGUUUGACAGAGAUGGUGGACUCUCCUGUGGGUCAGAACCUAUAUGUUUCCAGCAUAUUCCACAAGUCCUUCAUUGAAGUGAAUGAGGAAGGAACGGAAGCUGCAGCUGCUUCUGCUGGUGUCAUAAAAUUGAGAGGUCUGCCCAUAACCACCGACUUUGUGGCCGAUCAUCCAUUCCUCUUCCUGAUCCGAGAAGAAUUGACUGGAACGGUCAUGUUCAUCGGUCAUGUUCUAAAUCCCCUUGCAGACUGAUUGUUAUUAUAACAUCUCCUGUACUAAGAGGAAAUGUGUAGGUACAUCAACACCAGACUUUAGUAUUAAAAAAAUGUAUGUUCAUGUGCUGUAUUUCGUUAUUACCUAAUUACCCGUUCUCUCAGUAGUAGCCUUGUUUCCCAUGUGGCUGGCGAUUGUUGUUGGUUCUGCUGCCAUGGCUUCAAUCUGUUGUAGAAUCUUGAUUCCAAAUACUUAUUUUAUGAUGUACUCUGUUUGACAAGAAGCUUUAGCUGAAA